UCCCUGGAGAGAAAAAAAAAAAAAGAAACCCACAGAGGAGGGAGACUGGGAUUAAUGGAACAUCUAGACUAACAUGAGGAGGAAAAGGAGCUGAGGGAAAUGAAGAGCGGGAUCCGGUGUCUGGACAUUUAGCUUUCGGGGACAGGUUGAGGGUUAAAACGAUCAGUCUAAGUGUGAGUGUGAGUCUUGCGGUGAAGAUGCUCGUCCGUGGGUGGCUUCUUUGCGUGUUCUGCUUCCACACCUGUGCCGGGAUCUCACAGCAGUGUAAGUUCCACCACAGCGUAUGUCUAAUGGAACCAGAACUGCUGGACAGGAGCUUCAAGAACCCGCUCAAAGAGCAUAUUCGUCACGGCAUGGGGCAACCGGACACACCUCACAGAAACAAGCCACACCGAAGAAAAGGUAGCAGAGUCCGGACGGAGGAGACAGAACCACGUAUAGUCCACCACCCCUCUGAUGUGGUGGUGAAGGCGGGCAGCCCUGCCACUCUGUCCUGCCGCGUGGACGGCAGCCCCAAGCCGACCAUCGAGUGGCUGCGCAACGGUCAGCCCCUGGGGACGGACAAGGGAGACGGCCGGGCGGUCCCCAUGGUUCUGUCCGAGGGGAGCCUGUUCUUUCUAAAUGUGGGAGGGGGCAGGCGUGGCCAGACCCACGAGGGCGUCUACGCCUGCGUCGCCACGAACAGCGCCGGCAAGGCAACCAGCCGCAAUGCCUCGCUGUAUAUUGCAGUUCUGAAGGAGGAGUUCAGCGUCCAGCCCGGCGACGCCGAGGUGGCAGAGGGCGAGGUGGCUGUUUUAUACUGCGGUCCGCCGAUGGGACAUCCAGAACCCAACGUCAUCUGGAAGAAGGACGGCGUCCCCAUCAGCAACACGGACCACCACUACACCAAGCUGAGUGGGAAGCUGAUCAUCGCGCCUGCAGAGAAGAGCCACUCUGGCUCCUACGUGUGUGUGGCCCGGAACAUCAUGGGAGAGAGGCAGAGCAGGGCGGCUCGGAUCUCUGUGCUGGGUAAGCCUGUGUUGGUGCUGAAGCCAGAGAACGUUUCGGUAAGAACGGGAGAGUCGGCCCACUUCUACUGCCAGGCUAGAGGGGACCCUCCUCCUACUGUGGCCUGGAGCCGAGAGCAGGGGCCGCUUCCCAACGGCAGGUAUCUCAUAAACCCGGACCAGACUCUGCAGCUCCAUUAUGUGACGGUGCAGGAUGCUGGGAGCUACACCUGCACAGCUGCGAAUCACGUCGGAGUCGUCGCUGCAGUUGCACAACUUCAAGUUGAAGAGGCUCCCAGCACUGAGCAGAAAGACUUCCACAGAGAGCUGUCAGCCUUACGAGUGACCCUGGAGAAUGUCACCAUCAUCGCCUCGGAGUCCAACGUUUCCCUCGUGCAGUGGAAGCUUCAGUCCCUUCCAGCUCAGCCGCACUACCUCAACGGCUUUGAGGUUCUCUAUCGCCCCCUGCUGCCUGUCAGCUCAGACUGGGCAGCGCUGAGGGUCUCGCUGCCGGGCUUCCAGGCUCAGGUCGGCCCCCUUAAGAGGGGCUACAAGUACGAGUUCAAGGUUCGUCCCUACGGGAGCAGCCUGUACGGAAGGGAGAGCAACACCCGGCAUCUCCGAGUCCCUGAGAGAGCGCCCAGCGCGCCCCCUCUGGCCGUGUCCAUCACGGUGGACCACGAGCAGAACAACACCGUCCACCUGAGCUGGGAGCCUCCUCCUCCCGACAGCCACAAUGGUGUCAUCCAGGGCUACCAGGUUUGGUGCAUGGAGUCUGACGAGCAGCAGUACCAGAACUGGACAGUGGACAGCGGCCAACACAGCCUGGAUGUCUCCACACUGGAACCAGGGAAGCAGUACUGGGUAACCAUGGCAGCGGUGAACGGUGCUGGAGUGGGGACGCUCAGUGAUCCUCAUGGAUUUGUCACCAAACCACAGCUAGGGGACGCCACAGAGCCAGACACCCACAAACAGGAUGCGUCUCCUGUGCUGGCCCUCCUCCAGGACCCAGUUCUGAUCGGCAGCGUUGGCGCCCUCUUGUGGUGUCUUCUGAUGAUUGCAGUUGUUUUCCUGUUCAGACGCCACAGCAGCGCGGGUCAACUGUCACCUCACCACAGCAAGGCUAAAGAUCUGCGCAGAUUGGCCAGUGAAGAUCUCAUCAUCAAACACAGGUGAAAGUUAAACAGCAUUAUGUAGAUUACACGUGUAAUAAGAGAUGAGCAAAAAUCUGCUUUCUACUUGGACUUUUAACAAAAUAUGUUUAAAAUAAAACAUUUUAUAUAAAUCAGGCAAAACCUUAAAACCACAGUUUGCUUUAUGGACUUUUAUGAGUCAAAUUUCUACAUUUCUUCCAUUUUACACUUACAUUAAAUAAAAUAUGAAGCCUUGUAGAAUUUGCAGUUUGUAUUGAUGGUUCAGGUUCAGGUGGGUACUGUGAUGCUGCAUAUGCAUAAACCUGAAAUGGCGCUUGUAGCUGAACGGUUCUCAUAAGAAAAAAAAAACAAAAAAACAUCUCCAACUUAAUAACAUUUUCGUGAAGGAUCCAUAUCCUUAAGAGUUGCAAUUUCCUGUGAAUAAAAGUUGUAAUUUUUAAACUCUUUAGUAACCAUUUAAGAUGCUGAUUCAGCUGCAGGAUCCACAAUAAACAUCAACCGAACAUCAUGUGACACGGCAGAAGCACUUCACUGCCAGAGGUUGGAAAUAAAUGCAGGAGCAGAUGAGGUUUAGAUGAGAAAUCGUUUUUGCUAUAACGAGAUUUAUAUCUCACUAAAACCAAAAUGUCUUUUAAAUAAGAAAGGUUGAGUCAGUAAAACAGCGACUUCAGAGGAGCGUGUUUUUAUAUUGUGCUGAAACAGAAAACUUUCAUAGUGCCUGUUGUAUGUAUUUUAGUAAUAACUCAUUAUUAUUUGUG
Molecule: messenger RNA, 2898 nt
Organism: Poecilia latipinna (sailfin molly)
Lineage: Eukaryota; Metazoa; Chordata; Actinopteri; Cyprinodontiformes; Poeciliidae
Gene: robo4
Product: roundabout, axon guidance receptor, homolog 4 (Drosophila)
Exons: 12
Coding region: 198-2162 (654 amino acids)
Biological process (GO): cell-cell adhesion
Molecular function (GO): protein binding
Source: RefSeq, a predicted model, not a curated record